AUGAAGACUAAGACCAAGGCGUUGCGCAGAGCCGAGAUGUACGAGAUUCUCGGCAUCUCGGAAAGCACCGAGGACCAGCUCCAGACUCGAGAGCUCCUCGGAGAGAUGAUGAUUUCUCUCAAAAUCUCAUCUUUCAGUACUAUAGACUCGAGGGAGCAGUACAGGGACGAGCUGCUGAAAGAGCUCACUGCAUCAGAGCCACGUUUCUGCAGCGCCGUCCUGACUGCCCACGCCAACGACGCUGACAAGUGUAUCAAGACACUGUACAGCUUGGCGAGACUGGUCAAGAAAGCAUGGGGCCGUGGCUCUGAGAACAAGGCUCCGUCUGCGUCUGCGUCUGCGUCUGCAUCGGCUUCGGCAUCGGGACCCGCUCAGUUUGAUACUCCGACUCCCACCGACACCACUACAUCCGCGACCACCUCUACCUCUACAAUCAAGGCUGAGGAUGCAGCAACCCAAUUCCCAGAGCCAUCCGACCCCCAAAUCAAUACUAAAUCUGGUCUCGUCUCUCCAUCUACAAUCACAAAUUCGGAGGCCACGCUUCAAUGCCCAUACCCCGAUCCACCAUCCACCCCCCAAACCAACACCAGAUACUGGAUUGCUGAUACCCAGAUCUACUUCCGCGACGCAGCCAUCCACCCCACCAUCAUGACCUACUCUGUCCUCCUCAGCGACCUCCUCCAAGACGCCGCACAACAAACCGCACACAUCCUGCACAGCACAUGGGUCGAUAUCACCGGCCUGAAAUACGGCCUCUUCACUGCUGCCCUGUCACAGGGCCUGGAAGUAUCAGUGUACGACCUGACGAAGCGUGAUAUCUGGAUGCGGGUCGAAGAUACCGUCCACUCGUAUGAGUAUGAGCAUACGAUUCUCAGGGAGGAGGGUGUGAUGGAUAACCUUGAGGAUGCGUUCUUGACUAUUGUUGAAGAGGCGAUGGAGCAUGCUUUUGUUGGGGAGUUGCCGUUGGCCAGGUCGCUGGGGGAGUAUGAGGCUAUGUAUUCUUUUUUUAUGGGGCAUUGA
Penicillium daleae is the source of this 1020-nucleotide messenger RNA. RefSeq lists its product as uncharacterized. Lineage: Eukaryota; Fungi; Ascomycota; Eurotiomycetes; Eurotiales; Aspergillaceae. Bases 1 to 1020 code for a protein of 339 amino acids. The transcript has a single exon. The record is from RefSeq and is a predicted model, not a curated record.